Dioscorea cayenensis subsp. rotundata (Guinea yam) is the source of this 1886-nucleotide messenger RNA. RefSeq names its product 7-deoxyloganetin glucosyltransferase-like. NCBI's taxonomy places the organism in Eukaryota, Viridiplantae, Streptophyta, Magnoliopsida, Dioscoreales, Dioscoreaceae. Bases 363 to 1841 code for a protein of 492 amino acids. The record is from RefSeq and is a predicted model, not a curated record. The transcript is spliced from 3 exons. Gene Ontology annotation, molecular function: UDP-glycosyltransferase activity.
GGAAUCAAAAUUAAAGUAUAAUAAAACUUAGAUCAGUUAAGGAAUAAAAUAAUUUUAAUCCCUUAUAUCUUUUACAUUUUGUCAAUGCUCUAGAUAAAUAAUAGUGUUAAUUAGAAAAACCACAAAAAUUUGUUAUUGUAUAUGUUACUAAGGUCUUCUUCUCGAGGAUAAGAGCUUCAUUUACUUCUUAGAUACGCUUUAUGGCACCUAAAGUAGCUGUUCCACUCUCUUUGCCCAUAUUCUCUUUUGACUUUUUUUCUACUCUCAAAAAGGAUGUAUUUUGGUGGUGUUAAAGACCUCCAACUCCAAGAGGAGAAAUGCAACUUUAGUUGGGAAUUGAUGCCAUAGGACCCACCACAGUGAUGGCUGAGUUUGAGACAUUAGAGAUCGAAGAUACAUGCAUGGCUUUGAGACCCCAUGCAGUCUGCGUGCCUAGUCCAGCACAAAGCCACGUACACUCAAUGCUGAAGUUGGCCAAGCUCCUACACGUCAAUAGUUUCCACAUCACAUUCAUCCACUCCGAGUCCAACUACAACACAAUCAUCAAAACCUAUGGAGUUUCUUCUCUCAAGGGAUUAGAUGACUUUUGUUUUGAGACAGUACCUGAUCGCCUUCCUCCAGAUAAGAGUGUCCACCAAGAUAUAGAAUCCCUUGUCAACUCGGCCCAGACUACUCGUGUGAUUCCUUUCAGAAACUUAUUGAUCAGACUAAAUGAUCAUCCUUUGUCUGGUGUGCCACCGGUGUCAUGUAUCAUCUCUGAUUCCUUUUGUAGCUACACUCUAGAAGUUGCCAAGGAGUUCAACAUCCCUGACUUCUUCUACUGCCCUAUUAGUGCUUGUGGUUACAUGGGGUUCAUACACUACAAGGAGCUCAUUGACAGAGGCAUCACACCAUUGAAAAGUGAGAGUGAUCUCAGUAAUGGAUAUUUGGACACACCAGUGGAGUGGAUACCGGGUUUGAAGAACAUUCGCAUGAGGGAUCUUCCAAGCUUCAUUAGAACUACUGAUCCAGAUGAUACAUACUUGAACUUGCUGAAGAGAGAAGGGCAGAAAGCUUUUGAAGCCACUGCAAUCAUCAUAAACACGUUUGAUGAAUUAGAAGAUGAAGUGCUGAGUGCUAUGGCAUCCAUGCUCCCUCCUCUGUACACUAUAGGACCUCUCUCCUUGCUUUAUAACCAAUUCCCUGUCUCUGAAGCUACUUCAAUUAUUGGGUCAAGCUUCUUGAAAGAGGAUGAGGAUUGUCUGGAAUGGUUAGAUGAAAAGGAGUCAGGGUCAGUGCUGUAUGUGAACUUUGGAAGCUUGGUAGUUGUAUCUAAUGAGCAGAUGAUAGAGUUUGCAUGGGGUUUGGCUAACAGCAAGCAUGACUUCUUAUGGAUCAUAAGGCCAGACCUUGUGAAGGGUGAAGCUGCAGUGCUUCCAGAGGAGUGGUUGGACAAGAUCAAAGGGAGAGGGUUGUUAGCAAGCUGGUGCCCACAAGAGAGAGUGUUAUCUCAUCCAUCAGUGAGGGGUUUCUUGACUCACAGUGGAUGGAACUCUACAAUGGAGAGUAUGAGUGCAGUGAAGCCAAUGAUCUGUUGGCCGUAUUUUGCUGACCAACAAACAAACUGUAGAUAUGUUUGCAAUGAGUGGGGGAUUGGCAUGGAGCUUGAUAGUGAAGUGAAGAGGGAACAGGUUGAGGAACUCAUAGUGGAGUUGAUGGAUGGAGAGAAAGGGAAGGAGAUAAAGAAGAAGGUGGUGGAGUGGAAGGAGAAGGCCAGGAGAGCUACACAAGAAGGUGGUUCAUCUUUCAUGAAUUUCAAAAGAGUUGUUAAUGAUUUGCUUCUUUGUAAUAAUAAACAUUAGGUUAUCUAGUUAAUUCGGUAUUUAAGGGUUGCCUCUUAGUUUCUA